UACAACGUAUUUUGUUUACUUUUCUAUUUUCCAUAACACUAUAUAUAAUUAAAAAAUAGUAAUUAUACCUUUAUUUUACCUUACCUUUCUUUUUUACUUCAAAAUCUACUGGCUCUCUUUUCCACCAUAAACAUGGUGCUAAGGCCCACACGGCAGGUUGGUAAGCCCAAAUUUGGCCCUGUACGUAGUACGUGCAUUUUGAAUGAACCCCUGAUUCAUGUAAAAAUCUCCGAGCCAAGACCCUGGGCAUUCGGUAUUUUCGUGGGACGGUUAAUACCUGCAGUUUGUUUUCCCCGUCUUCCUUAACAGAACAAUCUGCUUUUGAACUACAGAGUCCUCCGGAGAGAGUGCCGCCAUUGUUUAUCUAAUAACAGUUAUUUUGGAAUGUCGGGUGAGGUGGAAGUCACGCAAGUCAGCAAUGCUCAGGAGGUGGUACGCGCUACCUCGCCCUCAACGGACUGCAAACUCAGCCCUAGCGACCUGGAGACCAACCUCCUCAACGACGCCGUUCGGUCCUUGCCCUCUAAUGCCGUCAAAGACCUGUUGUUUAUGGGGGUAUGUGUGAGGUGCGUCUUUCGCCUCUUUGGAAUCCAGAGGCGGAUUCCUCGUUUCUUUUCAGUUUCGUCAUCAAUUUUGUGGUGCAUGCUUGGAGAUAAGGAAGAUUCAGUUAGUCUUACGUAUAUGGAGUCUACAUUGUGCAGCCUUUGUUUGGGUGUAUUGCAAUUCACAUAUUGUGAUGACAAAGGAAUGCUGGUAAAGAUGGAAAGUGCCAAUGAUUUUGCUGCGAAGAUUGCUGAAUUGGUAAAGCAAGAAGGUCAUCAGGUUGACAGCUUUUCUAUUGAAGUCUCAAUACCACCAGUAAUCCUGGAAAACGAACGCAUUGUUCGGCUGCACAUGAAAAAGAAGUAUGAGUCUGAACUUUGGUUCCAAGAGAGUUCACUCUCCGAAUACAUUUCUGCAAAGGAUGCUUUUCGUUGUGCGAUUGCAGAUUCCCUUGAAACAUUGUUGGGUGUUAAAUCAAGUCUAGGCUCUUUUCGCAUUCGUUUGACUUGCACAACGGCCUCAAAUGCAAUUGAGAAUUCUGCUGAGAGGAACCAAGGUUGCAAGAGAAGAAAAACAGAUACUGGAAAUGGCACAAACAGUACCAAUAAUGAGGGUGUCAUUUCUAGAACUAAUAGUUCUGGCUUUCCUAGUGGUGAAGGAAAUAAAUUUAUUCAAACGUCUUCUAACGGUUCGCAAGAUCUCGAGUGUUCUGAGUUCUUCAAACUGCCUCUAGAGAAGGUCAAGGAACCUUGCCGCUUGGUAUUUCUUUGCUACAGGAUGCCUAUCUACUUUGGUGGAAGAUAUCUAAAAUACUCUAGAAAUGUAAGUCAAACGCGAUGGAUUAUUGACGAGGAAAGAAAGGGAGAAGCAUCUGUAGAGGAGAUAAUAGGUGGCAGCAUUCUUCCUUUCUGUCAGGGUGAUAGUUACAAGUUCCAUGCUGCUGGUAGAGAGGACAUCGAUGUUCGGAUGUUGGGUUCAGGUAGGCCUUUUCUGGUUGAGAUACAAAAUCCCCGUCGAAUCCCGUCUAACGUGGUUGUGAAGGAAAUGGAAACCAAGAUAAAUAACUUGGAACAUAAAUUAGUAAGUACCUGUCUGACUGCAGUUUUUGCAUUUCAAAGCACUUUGUCUUUCUCGUUUAAUUCCUUUGUUCUCAUGCAGCAAAUUUUGCAGAGGACCCCGAUAAGGGUGCUUCAUCGCCGAAGUCCAUUAGAGCGUGAAAAACUUAUUCAUUGGAUGAAAAUUGAGAGAAUUGUAGGAAGUUCCCAAUAUUUUCUCCUGCAUCUCUGCACUCAGGCUGGAACAUAUAUCAAGGAAUUUGUUCACGGAGAUCUUGGGCGCACUCAUCCCAGCAUUGGAUCAAUUCUAGGAUGCAGGGCAGAGAUACUGCGACUGGAUGUUACCGAUGUGAAAAUGGACUGCUUUCUGACCAGAUGAGUGCAUCCAGCGUGCUUUUUGAUCUUCGAUUAAUCGUGAAAAGAGGUUUCAAAUCCGUCUUAAACUUUCUGAAGGUAAAUUAGGAGACUUCCAGCAAGGUCUUCUUGGAAAAAAAAUAAUAGAAUUAUUGUAUGCAUUCUCCCUUCGCAUGGGUGUCGUAGCUAAACCCCAAAUCAGUUAUUUUGAGAAAAAGAAAAAAAAGCGAGCGAUCGUUCCCCCGCGAACUUACUUUGUGCCUAAUUGUCGUGCAACUGUAGUUAAAAGAAGUGCUGCAAUAAUUAUUAGGAAGAAAGAAAAAAAAAACUAUUCAAACCAAGAGAAUAUAUUUUUUAUUUUUCAAAAAUUUCUUUUGUAUUCGUUUGCAGUUUUGCUGAGUUUAUUUCAUAUUGAAUAUCACUUAAAAGUGAAUGCAGAAUCCUUGUAAAUGCCACUAAAACUUUAUCUGGUCGCGGUCCUCGCUUCAUGACCUUUGAGCUUCAAUUGCCCCCCCUACUGUGUGUCAGCGCUUGGGUGUAAUAAACAAAGUGUUGUACAUCUCCCGAACAGCCAAGUAUGCCGUCUUAAAUGCUCACACGAAACAGAUAUAUACAAGUGUGUCCGGGAAUAUAAGUAUAAAUUUAUUCUUCCAAUUAAUAUUUUCAUAUAUUUCACUAUAAGUAUAACGUACAUCUCUUUCAGCCGAUAAAAUAUAGGUUAAACAGUAAUACGACUUUUAACGUUCAGUCCAAAAACCUUGAGAAGAAAUAAGUAGCAAAUAUUCUGGGAAAAAAAAAAA
This is a messenger RNA of Carica papaya (papaya), 2752 nucleotides long. NCBI's taxonomy places the organism in Eukaryota, Viridiplantae, Streptophyta, Magnoliopsida, Brassicales, Caricaceae. The record is from RefSeq and is a predicted model, not a curated record.